Macadamia integrifolia is the source of this 1198-nucleotide messenger RNA. Its product is annotated as annexin D4-like. The coding region runs from base 62 to 1012 and encodes 316 amino acids. Gene Ontology annotation, cellular component: cytoplasm. Gene Ontology annotation, molecular function: calcium ion binding; calcium-dependent phospholipid binding. The record is from RefSeq and is a predicted model, not a curated record. The transcript is spliced from 6 exons. Lineage: Eukaryota; Viridiplantae; Streptophyta; Magnoliopsida; Proteales; Proteaceae.
AGCAGCCUUUGCUUACAGAUUAUCUCCUCUAAAUUGUUGAAAGGGAAGAAAACCAUAAAGAAUGGCUCAUCCACAAGAGUUGGACACACUCUCAAAGUCUUUCUCAGGAUUUGGAGUUGAUGAGAGGUCAAUAGUAACGAUAUUGGGGAAAUGGCAGCCGGAGCAUAGGAAAACCUUCAGAAAGUGCUCUACCACGUUCUUCAGAGAAGACGAACGUCUCUUUGAAAAAUGGGAUGCUGACCAUAUUGCCCUCCUCAAACGUGAAUUCUCUCGUUUCAAGAAUGCUGUGGUUCUGUGGACAAUGCACCCUUGGGAAAGAGAUACUCGGCUGGCAAAGGAAGCUUUGAUUAAAGAGAACCGGUCUUAUGAUGUUCUCAUUGAGAUCGCUUGCACUAGAUCAUCUGAAGAGCUCUUGGGGGCAAGGAAAGCCUACCACUCCCUCUUUGAUCACUCCAUUGAGGAAGAUGUCGCUUCCCACAUCCAUGGCACCAACCGCAAUCUCUUUGUAGCCCUAGUGAGUGCCUACCGAUAUGAGGGUUCGAAGGUGAAUGAUGAGGUUGCAAAAUCAGAAGCCAAGAUUCUCUGUAACGCGGUUAAGAACGCCAAGAAGAAGAACCCCAUCGAGGAUGAAGAGGUAAUUAGGAUAGUAUCAACCAGGAGCAAGCUCCAUCUGAAAGCAAUCUAUAAACACUACAAGGAUAAUUGUUCCAAGACUCUUGAUGAGGAUUUGGAGUAUGGAUCAAGCUUAAAAGAAGCAAUUAUGUGUCUUUGCUCUCCUCAAGCAUAUUUUAGCAAGGUACUAAAUGCUUCGAUGAAGAAUGGUGCAGAUGAGAAAACAAAAGUUGCACUUACUCGAGUGGUUGUAACCAGAGCUGAUCAUAAUAUUAAAGAGAUCGAAGAGGAGUACCAGACGCAAAAUGGAGUUUCCCUCUCCCAAAAAAUCAAAGAGACAAUCCAUGGGAAUUACAAGGAUUUCUUGCUUUCCUUGAUUGAAAGGGGAGAAAGAAAAUAAAAACAAUAACAAACAACAAUUACAAUCUUUCUUAUCUUCUUUUUUUUCUUCUAUUUUUUGUACUUCUCCCAUGAUCUUCACUUUGGAUGUUGUGUUCGUAAAAACAUCAUGUUUGCAAAAGUAAUCGGUGGAUUCCAACCAAUGGUGACUUUCUAUUUGUUAGGAAUGUGUAUCCAUCAAACCUUA